GCCAAUCAGCAGUUCCCCUACAAACGGCCUAGCCAAUCAUCAGUACCCUUACAAACAGCAUCCAUUCUAAUGACAUACAAGAUGAAACAGUUCAUGUAAGACAUCAGAUAGUCAAGGGAACCAACCAGGCUCAAGGAUUUGUUGACUAUUUGUUGUGAGUAGAGUUCACAGGAUGAAUAAAUCCAUGGACGGACUCAAGGGCUGCUUCAGCUGUAACUGUCGCCGGAAGUCUAUUUUUAGCAAGCUGAUGCCUGCCGCCUUCCAGGUGUUUGUCGUCAUCGGCGUCUGGCAACUGCUCAACAAAUCCACGGAGCCAGCAGACGGCACACUCCGGGUGACGCGGGAUUCGGACACACCCGCCAAAGACGGGGAGACAAGCUGCUCCCCCGGGGACUAUACGACAGGGGGUCGUCUUGACCUUGACACCAUAGUAUCGGAUGCGCAUGACCCGCUCCAGAACCCGGUGCUCACAGCGGAAGUGUUCGUCAGAAACCCGGAGCAGGGUUCGCUGGUCUUGUACCCUGUCGGUACCGCAGUCGCUUUCUCUGGGUUUAACCAAGGCAAGAAGAAGGCCGAGGAGAAUUUGGUUUUCUUUGAUUACGACGGGAAGGAUAAGGACCCGAGCAAGAAGGUCGAUGUCAAAAGUGUGGAGAUAUCCAAAGCCGCGCGCGACAUCGAGAUGGAAGUCUCCAAUGAAGAGGGCGCUAAGGUGGAUUACCCAGAGGGCGCUAAGAUCGCGGGGGAGGUCAAGGCCGACAUCGACGCCAUGCUGAACCAGGAGCAGAUGCUGCGGCUUGACCCCGAGGACCAGAAAGGUCAGCAGAAGAUUCUAGACCAAGACAAGACGGAGGUGCUGCUGGAGCCGACGCCAGGGGGCGCUGGGUACUUACCUGCGGCUCGGUUCGACUCUGAGAGAGUUGUGGGAGCUAAUCAAGCAGCUCCCAGGUUACAGAUAGGUCUAGCUCAGACUAAUCAACAGGGGGAGGGGCGGGCAAAUCAACAGCCGCCGGAGGAGGGGCGGGCGCUGAAUUUACAGAGCAAUCUCCACCCAGCGCUGGGGUCGCUGAAACUACAAGGACAAGGUCCGCAACCUGGUUACUUGCAUUUUCAAGGUCACCUAAAAAGUCAGAGCUCGUUGCUAGGCAACAAACAGCCCGCGUUAAACAGCGCCGUUGCGCGUCAGGAAAUAGACCAAGCGGACGGUCAGUUGAAGGAGACAGAGGGCAACGAACCUGUUGUCACUGAAGGAUUCAUUGACAGGGCGAAAAAAAUUAUAUCCGAGUACUACGGAAAAAUUCCGGAAAAAAUUGAGAAGAACCCGGAGCCGGAGUUCACGAUGAACAGUCCUGACGUCUGCAACGGACAGGCGAAGAUUGAUCUCCUGUACCUGGUCCACUCGCAGCCACAGAACCAGGAGCAGAGGCAGCGGGUCAGGAACUCGUUCGCCUCGUCCCAGGCCUUCAAGGACUUCGUCGUGCUGCACGUGUUCGUCGUCGGCAAGACGGCGUCGCUCGGGGCACAGAACGCGCUCAACCAGGAGCAGAAGGUCUUCGGUGAUGUCAUCCAGGGCGCCUUCCCCGACACGCCCCAGAACAACGCCCUCAAAGGCCUCACCGGACUCCGCUGGGUGACCCAGUUCUGUCCGAAUGUUGAAUACGUCAUGAAAACUGACGAGGAUGUGUUCGUAGACACAGACAAACUCCUACGCGGGCUUCUUCCUACCGCCGCCAACACCGUAGGAAAAAGAACUAUUUUAUGUCACUUCAACCCACAAGGCCCCGUACCUCGUUUUGGUCCCAACUCCUUCAGCAAGGAAAUGUUCCCCAACAAAACGAUUCUCAGACCGUACUGCAAGGGUUACGCAGUCAUCCUCACACGGAAACUGAUCGCGGCUAUUCUGCUAGCGUCUGAAGAAGUCCCCAUCAUCCCGAUCGAGGAUUUCUACCUGUUCGGGGUGCUGACGUUCGUGGCGGGGGAGGUGGAGGUGUACGACCUGGGCAACAAGCGGGCGUUCCACGACUUCGGGGUGGACGUGGUCAGCUGCUACACCAACCUGAAGCUGAAGUGCCAGUUUGUGGCGUCCAAGGCUUACGGCUCCCGCUUCACCAGCCUGUGGGAGCUGGUGGUGGCACGGCGUCAGGAGCCGGUGGACGGCUGGACGGGGAAAAAUUCCUUGUGGAAUAUACCCAGCUACAAGAGAAACUUCUAGAAAAUAGACCUUUUUUUAUUUAAAUAGUUAUACAGGCAAUAUGAUUUAGCUCAGGUUAAAUAACUUUAAAUUACGACGAAAUUUUAGGUAGUAAUUAAAAUACUAAUUUAUUUAAGUGCACAAUAGAAAGUCACUAAACCGUUAGGUUUUCAUCCAGAGUUUAUUCAACGUGUUAACGAAGCUAGGUGCGAAGAUGUUAGGGAUAAAUGUAUAACUAAAUUUGGUUUACAGAUGUGUAAAAUAUUUGUGAAUGUAUGCGGAGUAAUUUUUUUUAACUUGAACAUUAUUUGAACAUUAUUAUAAGUAUCUAUAUACGGUCAGUGGUAUGAAAGUACAGCGUAAAAUUAUCUGGAGUUUAUGCUUAGAAAAUACUGGUGUGGAAUCAAUUUUUUUUUCAACUAAAGGGAAACUACUAAGAUUUUUUUCGCCUAGAUUAACGUUUUUUUUUUAAAUUCUGAUAAACAGCGUAGACAUUUUUUUUAUUGAAACAUCUUGAUCGUCUGCUGUGAUGCUCAAGUAACGUGACAUUUAUACGUGACAGGCUGGUUAACGUGGCAUCGAUUGUUCAGCUUGAUGUUGGUUGUUUGACUAUUAUGGGGCGUUUUCUAAAUGUACAAAGUGGGUUUGACUGGGGACGUUUUAUAUUAGCUGAUGAUAGGCUUUAGUGGCAGCUGAUCGAAGGGGGAUAACUAUCAAUAAUUUGUCCUGUUAUCUCCCUUUUAAUGGGCUGAACGCUGUGAUCGAGUCGAUUCUGUGCAAUACUGUAAAUAAUCGAUUACCAAUGUAUUUGGUUAAAAGAUUGGUUUAAUCUAUGAACAACACAUAUGUUACUUGAUUCUUUUCGAGGUGUAAGUUUACUUUACAAAAUAAAAUGUCA
Physella acuta is the source of this 3086-nucleotide messenger RNA. RefSeq lists its product as uncharacterized. Gene Ontology annotation, biological process: protein O-linked glycosylation. NCBI's taxonomy places the organism in Eukaryota, Metazoa, Mollusca, Gastropoda, Physidae. The record is from RefSeq and is a predicted model, not a curated record. Gene Ontology annotation, molecular function: hexosyltransferase activity. Gene Ontology annotation, cellular component: Golgi membrane.